AUAAAAGUUUGUAGGUCGAAGGUGAUAAAGUGGCACCGGCAUGCAGGAAGACAGCAGAAUCGCGAUGCCGGGGUCCUACUUCAGUCUAGCGCGUCGGCGUCGCACACUUGAAGUUCUUAUUCUCAGCUCGAACUUUCCCGGGUUCAUAACGGAUUCUUACUGACCUGUGUGUGAGAUAAACUGUGUUUAUGAAUUAAUGGAGACGUACUCCGGUGCCUAUUGCGAGCAGACGGACUCGGCGAAGCAGCAGGAGAGACAUUACUACCUCUUGUCUGAGCUCCAGAUGCUUGUGAAAGACUUGCCCAGCUCUUUCCAGCAGCGCCUGUCGCACACCACCCUGAGUGACUUGGCCCUUGCGCUCAUCGAUGGCACCGUGUACGAAAUCGUCCAGGGACUGCUUGAGAUCCAGCACCUAACGGAGAGGAACUUGUACAAUCAGAGACAGAAGCUGCAUAGUGAACACAGAGCUCUGAAACAGGAGCUUGUUCGCAAGCACAAGGAAGCACUACAGGCCUGCAAAUCCCACAACCUGGCAGUUCUGAGGAUGAACCAGCAGGCGGAGACAGAGGCCUUGGAGCAGCGUGUGAAGGAGGAGCAAAGCAUGAUGGAUGAGAAGAUUGUAGUGGAGCUGGACCAGAAGGUGGUGGACCAGCAGACGACACUGGAAAAGGCAGGGGUUCCAGGCUUCUACCGGACCACCAGUUCCCAGGAAUUGACCAUGCAGAUGAACCUGCUGGAGCUGAUUCUCAAGCUGCAGCAGAAGGAGUCUCAGUCUAGGAGCCUUUCCUGAGGGCUGUGUGCCUCCGGAGGAGGGGGGGCCAUGGCCAAGCCUGCCACCUACACUUGCAUGAACAUCACCCCUUGGUGUUCUGGUCUGACACGCGGCUCUUGGGUGAAGAUGCCUCCUACCAUGAUGCUGUAGAAAAUUCCAUCGCAGUCGUCCUCUGAGGGGGACUUUUUGGAGGAAAAAGCAGUUAUCAAAUGGAGUUUAACGACAUAAUGGGGGUCUUGUCAGCGCUGCUGAGCUUAAGAAUCCUAUUUUCUGUGUUUCUUACUGUAGCAUAAAUGUCGGUUUGUGUGUAUGACACACUGACAUAUGUCACUUUAGUCUUUUUUUUCUGUAAUCUUCAGCUGCAACUAAAAUUGUUUUAUUAAAAUGAGGCUCUGUUGCCCCAUUUCCAAAAUGUGAAAAUCUGAUGGUAAAUAAACCCGUUAAUAGUUCUGUUAA
Brienomyrus brachyistius is the source of this 1228-nucleotide messenger RNA. RefSeq names its product DiGeorge syndrome critical region gene 6 (gene dgcr6). NCBI's taxonomy places the organism in Eukaryota, Metazoa, Chordata, Actinopteri, Osteoglossiformes, Mormyridae. The coding region runs from base 197 to 790 and encodes 197 amino acids. The transcript has 6 exons. The record is from RefSeq and is a predicted model, not a curated record.